GGAGUGAACUCGACCGAACGCUGCUUCUCGCUCAGAUUCCAGUUCAGUCGAAGUCGGGCGGAGUCCAUGCGGACAGCUGGGGGAUAAAGGACUUAUUUAGACGUUUUGUUUCCCACUGGCUGAAAGGUUGCAGGACAGCGAAUUUACCCCGACAAGAUGACGACGACGACCACUUUCCAAGGGCUAGACCCCGGCGCGAAAAAUAGCUCCAGGGUGUUGCGGCCCCCUGGCGGAACUUCUAACAUUUGCUUCGGCACAGAUGAGGAGAAGCCGGUGCGCAAGAACAGAAUGGCCUCCAACAUCUUUGCUGAGCCUGACGACCCCCACGCCCAUCGAAGGAACAACCCACCCAGUGGGGAGGCCUCCGGUGUGCUCUGUGGGGAACACUCUGCCCCCCUAAGGAGGUGCCCCCAGCCGCCAAUCUACCUGAACAAUUCUGCCCCUGCCCAGUUCCCGUCCCACCCUGUGGAGGAGAAUCAUGAGCAAGAAAAUGAUCUGUCAGAGGAAGUGGAGGCCCCUGAGGAGCCGCAGGAGAAGGGGGAGGAGCCACAGCCCUCUGGCUCAUCAGUGACCAGCGGCACCCCCACUGGCCGCAGAAACCCUCCUGGUGGCAAAUCCAGCCUCAUACUGGGCUGAGGGUGCUCAUUGAACUUUCUCUUUCUCUCUCUCUCUCCUCCUCUUUCCCUUUUUUUAAGGAAUUCACUCUAUCACUCUCCUCAUGUGAGCCAUGGGAUUGUUUUUGUCCACUACCACCUGUCUGUAUUUUUGUUUUUCUAUCGCAAAACAACAAAAAAAGAUCGUUGGCAGAAGCACUUUAUGUAAAAGCUCCAUUUCAGCCCAUCGUGAAGAGCGCAGGCCAUGCUGGGAGAUACCAAGAAUCCUUUCGGACGGUCCCCAGCGCUGAACCGUUUCAAAGGAAGAAAAAGAUUUGUUGCGCAAAAUUUCUAAGAACAAAUAAAGAUUGAUAUGAAUUUCA
This is a messenger RNA of Pygocentrus nattereri (red-bellied piranha), 976 nucleotides long. It is a transcript of the gene jpt1b, whose product is annotated as Jupiter microtubule associated homolog 1b. The coding region runs from base 157 to 636 and encodes 159 amino acids. Lineage: Eukaryota; Metazoa; Chordata; Actinopteri; Characiformes; Serrasalmidae. Gene Ontology annotation, cellular component: nucleus. The record is from RefSeq and is a predicted model, not a curated record. The transcript has 5 exons.